AACUAUUCAACCUUACCAGAUUGUGAUUUAGAAUCAGAGCCUUUAAGUGGUUAGUUUACUUCGUUCGGUGUAAAAUACACUUGAUAACCAAUUGAAGCUCAUAGUCAUAGUGCUCGCUGAUUAUAAAAUGGUGCAGAUUAAUAUCUGGUUCGUCCCUCGGUCGAGGUCCACUGCUCUGGUUCGAUGUCUCUCCAACAUCUCCGACUCGCAAGUGUUUUUCGAGAACUUCCUCUGGGCAUUCUACCUCGGAGAUGAAGAUAGCAUGUUCACAAAACACCGAGACCAGAUGGCCCCAAAAGCACAUGAGCAUGUUGUACCAGGUUUCAACACUAACUCGGCAAUAAAACAAUUCCAAGACUCCUCGGCCAAGGUGAAAAUAUCGAAGGAUUUCAUUUUUGCACUCAACGGCAGAUACGAAGAGGUGAUUGAGAAGGACUCGGUCAACGUAUUCUUGGUGCGUGACCCAGCAAAUGUGUUCACGUCUUUCCUGCCCACUAGCAACAAGUACUUCCACGCGGUGGCCAAGGGCACCCACAAGGACCUGACUGUGUAUUAUGGGGCUGUUCUGCAGGGAGUAGAGAAAGUGGCCCUUAUGUGUAGUGUACCGCCCAUGAUUGUCGAUGGAUCGCAGCUUUCAACGACAAGCGGUGCGACCAAAGUUGUCUCAACCAUCUGUGAAAAAGCAGGCAUCGAAUUCUCCGAGUCUUUUCUCACUUGGGAGGCGGGUGACGGACUUCCCUCCAGCUGGGUAGCACCCAAACCGGCCAGAAGUGUAAAUGAGUUGCUGGGGUUUUUUGCCAGGGCUAAUAAAUCCACAGGGUUCGAGGAUUCGAAAGAGAGAGUUGUAGAUCUGGAAGAGAUCGGCAAGGAACACCCGGAGAUUGUGGAGGAUAUCAAGGCAUGCAAGCCUUACUAUGAGAAGGUCAUUAGUUUGCCCUAUAUGUUCAAGUUAUAAACGCUUGGCUUUUCAUUACACAUCAUUUACUUACUUCAGAUUGGACGAUUGUAUUUUUCUGAGUUAGCAGAAAUUUGGUAUAUGUAUAUGUUUUUUUGUACAACUGCGGUUGAAGAUCAAAGAACAAAUUAAACCAAAAUUAUUUUCA
This is a messenger RNA of Symsagittifera roscoffensis, 1103 nucleotides long. RefSeq lists its product as uncharacterized. The transcript is spliced from 3 exons. Bases 128 to 955 code for a protein of 275 amino acids. NCBI's taxonomy places the organism in Eukaryota, Metazoa, Xenacoelomorpha, Acoela, Convolutidae. The record is from RefSeq and is a predicted model, not a curated record.